Cherax quadricarinatus is the source of this 1959-nucleotide messenger RNA. NCBI's taxonomy places the organism in Eukaryota, Metazoa, Arthropoda, Malacostraca, Decapoda, Parastacidae. The record is from RefSeq and is a predicted model, not a curated record.
AUGGUUCUGUCAAAAUAUACUGCAAAUUUAUUUCAGAUCUUUGAUCCCAGCUUGAAGAAAAAGAAAAAGAAGAAGACUGGGUUUAAUCUUGAUGCAGCCUUAGCAGAUAGCAGUGGCACCCUUCCUGUUGAACCUGCACCCACUCCAGAAAAUGGAGAAGUUCCUGAAGUCAAGGAGAGCACACCUGAAACAGAUGAUAUGGAAAUGUUUGGAAAAAAGAAGAGUAAGAAGAUGAAGAAAAAAAUGUUUAAUUUAGAUGAGUUAAGUGAAGCAUUGCCAGAGACUAAGGAAAGUGGCGUUACUUCUGGAGAUGAUCGGGAUCCUGUCACAAUUCAACCAGCUGAAGUUGAUGACUUUGAUCUUGACAUGGACUUCAGUAAAGCCAAGAAGAAAAAGCCUAAAAAGAAAAAGGGGCUAGUUGACCUCAUUGCUAAAGAUGAAUCUGUAAUAGACAGCGAUGACAAAGAAUUAGAUAUGGAAACCGAUGGAACUCGAGAACCAGGCCUCGUAAAUAUUGAGGAGGAGUCUCUUGUGUGUGAAGAAAUACGUGAGACUGGGGAUGGAUGGUUAGGUAGUGAACGUGAUUACACGUAUGAUGAAUUAUUGGAACGUGCAUUUAAUCAACUCCGAGAAAAAAAUCCAGAGAUGGCUACAGGUGAAAAGAAAAAGUUUGUCAUGAAACCACCACAGGUUGUGAGGAUUGGGUCAAAGAAAACAGCUUUUGCCAACUUUGCAGAAAUAUGUCGGCUCCUUCACAGAAUGCCCAAACAUGUAUUGCAGUUUCUCCUUGCUGAAUUGGGUACAUCAGGAAGUAUUGAUGGUAGUAAUCAGUUGAUCAUCAAAGGACGAUUUCAGCAAAAACAGAUAGAAAAUGUACUUAGGAGAUACAUUAAAGAAUACGUAACAUGCCACACAUGCCGAUCACCAGACACGAUCCUCCAGAAGGAUGCACGCCUCUAUUUUCUUCAGUGUGAACAGUGUAAUUCCAGGUGUUCUGUUGCUCCCAUUAAGUCUGGUUUCCAGGCUGUGGCCAAUAAGCAACAGAGACAGGCCAUCAGAGCAAGCAAAAAUUAGGUGACAACAUUUAGCAUAAAUUAUUUUCAUUAUAUAUUUUACAUUUAGACAGUUUUAUAUUUGUAAACAAAACUCAAUCACUUCUAUCUCAACAAACCUGGGUGUGGAUAUUUAUCAGAAUGUAAAUUAAUUUUCAAGUUUUGUAUGGAAUAAAGUAUAUUUAGGUAUAUUGAUGUUGCUUUUGAUUUCCAAAUGGUUAACGGUUAACUUGCAUGCGAUUCAAGGGUGGGUUGAGAUUUUCUUUGGGGGGGGGGAAGGGGGCUUUCCAUUGUCAAAAGUCUUUGAACCAUUAUAUUAAAUGUAAUAAUGAGGAAUUCAUAUAUCUAAUUUGUAAUUGUUAGAGCAGUAAAUGGUGUGUUUUAAGGGAAAACUUGUUUAAUUUUUAAGGGGAAAAAUUAUUUGAUUUUUGUCUUUCAUGAUAAGUUUGUUGGUUCUGCUGUAUGACAUGCAAGAGGAAAUAACCCUGAAGGUUAGAUAUUUUAAACUUUUUUAUUUUUUUCUUCUUUUUUCUUUUUUUAUUAUUAUUAUUAUUUUAUUCAGAAGUGCAGCAAUAGCAUAAAAAAAGUUUUUUUUAGUCAAACUAUCCCCAAUAUGCUAGUAUAAUCCCAACUGAGUGUAUAUUGUUUUUGAGAAACCAUAAAGUAGGCUGAUCAUACAGAUGCCAUGCUGCAGUAGGUUUAACUUGGUAACUUUAUACCUUACUAAUGUAAUCCCUAAAUAAAUAUCUAGCCAUUUUUGAGAUGUACAUUUUGGUAUUUUUUUUAAACAAUUAAAACUUCAAUAUUUGGAUUUUAGUCAUAUUUCCAAAUUGUACAUAUUGUUUCCAGAUAGUUUUCCAAUUUCUCGUGUAACUAUACUUGCUUUAAAAGAUCUUUAUUAGCCCCA